AUGGCUGACAUCUUCUUGCGUUUUGUAGUAGAAGGAAUAUUAACUCGGCUGUUCUCACUUAUCACUGAAAAAAUCAUCCUUACUUGGGGUCUAAGCGAUGAAUUAAAAUGCCUUCAACAAUCAUUAAGCAUGAUGCGUGAUGUAUUGCAAGAUGCAGAGGAGCAACAAGUGACACAAAAGUCCGUUAGACGUUGGCUUAAAAAGCUUGAAGACGUUGCUUAUGAUGCUGAAGACGUACUUGGUGAGUUUGCUUAUGAGAUUCUUCGACAAACAGUGGAGAUUCAAAACCAACUGGAGGCAAAGGUAUCUGAAUUCUUUCCCUUCUCUAAAAGCACUCGUUAUUUAAAGAAAGCCGUAUUUCAUGUCAAAAUGGCUCAUAAAGUUAGAGAUAUAAAUGAGUCACUGGAUAAAAUCAAAAGGGAAGUAGCUGAUUUUGGGCUUAGAGUUACAUGUGCAGAUAGAGCGCUUGAAGGUGGCUUGGAUAGAGUGACAGAAUCUGUACUUGACAACUCAAAAGUUGUAGGAAGGAAAGAUGAUGUCUCAAAAAUUGUGAACCUUCUGACUUGCUUUAGCAAUCAACAAGUUCUCAUUGUUGUUUCCAUAGUAGGUAUGGGUGGCCUUGGGAAGUCAACAUUAGCUAAACUGGUUUGUAUGUCUGAUAAUUUUGAUGAUCAAAGGAUUUUCGGGGAAAUGUUACAAACACUUGAUGAAAAUGCAGGUGGGAUAACCAAUAGGGACGCAACACUUGAACACCUUGAUAAGGCAUUGGAGAGGAAAAAAUUUCUUCUUGUACUUGAUGAUGUGUGGAAUGAGGGAUCCAAGAAAUGGGAUGGUCUAAAAAAUCGAUUGUUGAUGAUUAGUAGAAAUAAUGGAAAUGCUGUUAUCAUUACAACUCUUAGUGAAGAAAUGACAUCUAUGCCGGCUGAGGUGCGGCGCUUAACUUGUCUUCAAACAUUGCCAUUAUUUGUUGUGGGUCCAACUAGGGGCGGUAACAUUCAAGAAUUGGAGUCCUUAAAGGAACUAAGAGGAGAAUUAGCAAUAACAAAUCUUGAGCUGGUGAGAGGUAAAAGUGAAGCGGAGAAAGCAAACCUGCAAGGAAAAACUAAAAUAAAUGCAUUGCGGUUUACUUGGAGUAGGAAGAGAGAAAGCUGCAAUAAUGAUGAGGAAGUCUUGGAAGGCCUCCAGCCUCACUCAAACAUAGAGAGCUUAGAUAUCGUGAAUUAUUGGGGUGAAACAUUUCCAUCAUGGUUGUUGAUGUACUCAAUAAUUUGGUUAAUUUGA
Molecule: messenger RNA, 1281 nt
Organism: Jatropha curcas
Lineage: Eukaryota; Viridiplantae; Streptophyta; Magnoliopsida; Malpighiales; Euphorbiaceae
Source: RefSeq, a predicted model, not a curated record